Molecule: messenger RNA, 1358 nt
Organism: Lycium ferocissimum
Lineage: Eukaryota; Viridiplantae; Streptophyta; Magnoliopsida; Solanales; Solanaceae
Product: SUMO-activating enzyme subunit 1B-1-like
Exons: 12
Coding region: 54-1172 (372 amino acids)
Biological process (GO): protein sumoylation
Cellular component (GO): cytoplasm; SUMO activating enzyme complex
Molecular function (GO): SUMO activating enzyme activity
Source: RefSeq, a predicted model, not a curated record
GCCUGUGCAGGUCAUCUUUUUGGAACAGGAAAGUUUGAGGACUUACGUACCCAAUGCCUGCUAAUCCAAAGCAAGAGUAUGGCCAAAACCUUGGUUUGAAGAUGUUAUUGUGUCACGCAGAAGAAGAAGAAGAAGAAAUAGCACAAAAUGCUGUAACAAGAUGUCAAAUGCUCAUUCCCAUGUUUGUCAGGUUGCAAAUGGGAACAGAAGGUGAACAAUUAACGGAGCAGGAAACUGCCCUUUAUGAUCGUCAAAUUAGGGUUUGGGGAGUUGAUGCUCAGAGAAGGCUCAGCAAAUCCAAUGUAUUUGUCAGUGGACUGAAAGGAACAAGUGUUGAGUUCUGUAAGAAUAUUAUUUUAGCUGGAGUAGGUAGUUUAACGCUAAAUGAUGACCGCUUGGUGACGGGGGAAGAGCUAUUAUUUGCGAAUUUCCUAAUUCCCCCCGAUGAAGAUACUUUCCGGGGAAAGUCUGUUGCUGAGCUUUGUUGUGAUUCGUUGAAGGAUUUCAACCCUAUGGUUUCUGUUUCUGUAAAGAAAGGUGAUCUUGCCAAUUUUGAUGCUGAUUUCUUUCAGGAGUUUGAUAUCGUUGUUGUUAGUUGUUGCUCCCUUUCGACAAAGAAAUCAGUAAAUGCAAAAUGUCGCAAGUUGCCAAAGCGUGUUGCAUUUUACAGUGUAGAAUGCCGAGACUCCUGUGGUGAGAUAUUUGUUGACUUGCAGAAUUACAACUACUGUAAGAAAAAAGAAGAAGAGACGAUUGAAUGUGAAUUGCAGUAUCCAAGUUUUGAGGAAGCCAUUGCAGUCCCCUGGAAAUCUCUACCCAAGAGAAUGUCAAAGCUAUACUUUGCAAUGAGAGUUGUAGAAAGGUUUGAAGAUCUUGAGGGACGAAAUCCUGGAGAAACUUCUGUUGAUGACCUUCCAAAUGUUCAGAAGUUGAGGAAGGAACUCUGCGAAGCACAAUGCUUGAACGAAGCUCAGAUCCCAGAUUCUCUUCUGAAAAGAUUGUUAGCAAGUGGAGGUGAAUUUCCUCCAGUCUGUGCCAUCAUAGGAGGAAUUCUUGGACAGGAGGUAAUAAAAGCAAUAUCUGGCAAAGGGGAUCCCCUUAAGAACUUUUUCUUCUUUGAUGCCAUGGAUGGUAAAGGGAUAAUAGAGGACAUAUCUAAUGUCAACAGCUGAGGAUUGACCUGUAUGGUAAAACCUGUCUUUGAGAAAUCCUGAUCUUAUUUGGUGUCUUUUAGGUAAACAUUAGGACUAAUCACUGCCAAACUUGUGGAAAUUCAUUCAGCUUGAGUUCUGAUCAGCAAAUUUUAUGAUGUAUUUGACACUUGACCAUAUUUAAGUGCUCAUGUUGGGCUAAUAUUU